Messenger RNA from Arvicanthis niloticus (Nile rat), 982 nucleotides. It is a transcript of the gene Znhit3, whose product is annotated as zinc finger HIT-type containing 3. Gene Ontology annotation, biological process: snoRNA localization; box C/D snoRNP assembly; maturation of LSU-rRNA from tricistronic rRNA transcript (SSU-rRNA, 5.8S rRNA, LSU-rRNA). The record is from RefSeq and is a predicted model, not a curated record. Gene Ontology annotation, molecular function: protein binding. Gene Ontology annotation, cellular component: nucleus; pre-snoRNP complex. Lineage: Eukaryota; Metazoa; Chordata; Mammalia; Rodentia; Muridae.
UUGGUCUUCUGGGAAGUCAUGGCGUCGCUCAAUUGCAGGACUGCGGUCUGUGUGAUCUGUUUGGAGAAGCCGAAAUACCGCUGCCCGGCUUGCCGCGUGCCUUACUGCUCGGUCACCUGUUUCCAGAAGCACAAAGAGCAGUGCAACUCUGAAGCCCGUCCUGUUGAGAAGAAAAGAACAGUGGCUCCUGCAAGGUCUGAGGAGAACAGAGAUGACGACUCCUCUGUAGCUGAUUUCCUCAAUAGUGAUGAGGAAGAAGACAGAGUGUCUCUGCAGAAUUUAAAGAAUCUAGGUGAAUCGGAAACUUUAAGAAGCUUACUGCUCAACCCACACCUGAGGCAGCUGAUGAUUGGCCUCGACCAGGGCGACAACAAAGCAAAGCUGAUGAGAGCCUGCAUGCAGGAGCCCUUGUUCGUAGAGUUUGCAGACUGCUGUUUAAGAAUCGUGGAACCAUCCCAGAACAGGGAUUCUUAAAACUGGAUGUGCUCUUUGCUCAAGCUGCCCGCUGCUGCUCAGAGGUUGUUUUCAAGGCUGUCGCAGCACCUGUGGGUCUUCCUCCAUCACAUGGCUUGCUGCAGAGCCUCAUGAAGAGGGAACUUGUAGCCCUGGAGUGAUGGAUCAGCAGUUAAGAGCAUUGACUGCUUUUCCAGAGGACCCCAGUUUUCAGCACCACUUGACUACUUAUAACUGUAAUUACAGUUUCAGCAGAUCUGACGCCCUCUUCUGGCCUCUACAGGUACUGUAUACAUGUGUACAGGGAAAACUAUAAUACAUAAAAUACUAAAAAACAAAAAGUUGGCUAUUUAUAUUUAGAUGGUGGUUCUAAAUUUUAUUUCUUGUACAGUUCAGAGUUACAUCAUAAAUACCAAGUGUACUCAUUUGAAUUAAAAACUGAUAGUGUUACUAAAUUUAAGGUGUGGUUCUCUUGACCCUGUUUUGUUUAUUGUUCUUGGUAACAUUAAAUAAAUCAGUUUAUUAAAUA